UGCUUCGUCGAAAGACGAGAACGAGUCAAAAGUGGUGCGGUGUUAAAUAUUUCGGCUUAAACGAAAUAGACUGCCUUUUUAUUUAUGUAAACUCCCAUCGUUCUACAGGACUGUGUUCUGGGACGAAUUUAAAUUCAACGUAUAUAAAAAAUAUAGGAAGAAUGUUCAGUUCCAAAAGAGCAUCUUUAAUGAUUUUGAUUUGCUAUAGUUUUUACAAUCCAACCGAUAGUGGUGCUGUUCAAAUUACACAGAGUAAUAUAGACAUGGUACUAGCUUCAAAUGAAAUAGUGUUUAUUAAUUUUUAUGCCGAAUGGUGUAAAUUCAGCAAUAUGCUAAUGCCUAUUUUUGAUGAUGCGGCCGAGGAAGUGACUAAAGCCGGGUACGAUACUGGUAAAGUAGUAAUGGGAAAAGUAGACUGUGACAAGGAAACCAAUAUUGCCACAAGAUUUCAUAUUUCAAAAUACCCUACCCUAAAACUUUUCCGUAAUGGACUACCUGCUAAGAAAGAAUAUAGAGGUCAACGGUCUGUUGAAGCCUUCGCUGAAUUUAUAAAAAAACAGCUAACAGAUUCCAUUAUCACAUUUUCAUCUCUAAAGGAACUCCAGGAACUUACUGAAGACAAAAGGCACAUAAUUGGAUACAUGGAUAGACGAGACCAGCCUGAAUAUGAGAUGCUUAGAAAAGUUGCUGCCACUCUUAAAGAUGAGUGUAUAUUCCAUGCUGGCUUUGGAGAUGCCUCACAACAAAUGCAUCCUCCAGGUCAACCCAUCGUUGUAUUUAGAGCCGAUACAAAGACUUCCACGGAACCUGAUGAGACCUUCCGUGGGAAUUUACUCAGCUUUGAUGAAUUAUACCAUUGGGUUCAACAGAAAUGCAUCCCUGUUGUUAGAGAGAUAACAUUUGAAAAUGCUGAGGAGUUGACAGAAGAAGGAUUGCCAUUCCUAAUCUUGUUCCAUCAUCCCACUGAUACAGAAAGUGUAAAAAAAUAUAAAGACAUAAUUACCAGGGAAUUGCAAGAUGAAAAAGAAAAAAUUAACUUCCUUACUGCUGAUGGUUUACGUUUUGAACAUCCUCUACAUCACCUUGGCAAGUCUGUGUCAGAUUUACCUUUGAUUGCCAUCGAUUCCUUCAGACAUAUGUACUUAUUCCCGAAAUACAGUGAUAUGGAAAUACCUGGAAAAUUAAAAGAAUUUUUACAAGACUUGUAUUCAGGCAAAUUACACAGAGAAUUCCACUAUGGACCUGAGAAUCCACAAGUUACAAAUGAAAUAAAAGUGACGACUCCACCGGAAUCAACCUUCAAGAAACUAGCACCAUCUAAGAACCGAUACACCCUCCUUAGGGAUGAGUUAUAAAAACUAUUAUUAUAUUAUAUUCAUAGAUCAGUUUGCCACUAAAACAUUAUAAUCUUUCCUUCGAGAUUUUAUGUUUCACUAAUUUGCACUUUUGUCUUUUAUUACUAUUUAUUACGAAUUCUAUUUUUAAUCUGUGUUCUGGUACAGAAAAAAAAAUGUUAUUACCAUUGACAAUUUGUAUUAUAUUGCAAAAUGUACAUAAAACACGAAUAUUUAAAAAUUACAGUUUAUUUAGAUAUAUUUUAAAUUCAAUUUUAUAUUAUAGUUUCAUAAAUUGUGUCCAUAACUGAAAUGAACUCAUGUUGUAUAUUAACAACAUAACAUUAACAGUAACAUUGUAAUUUUAAAUUCAGAUUAAAAGAAAUAAAAUAGAAUUGUUCGUUUAAAGGUUUUAUGUUGCUAAUUUAAUUUAUUAAAGAACAAAAUAAGCAAUUUUUUAAUACUUUAUAUAACUGUUUAAAUUUAGUUUAGCUAAUUGCAGUUUUAUUGUCCGGUUUCAGUAAAAAAAAUCUCUUAAACUAAUUUGUAUUUAUAUCCUUUUUAAACCCAUUCGUAAGAAAGAGUUAACAAUAUUAUUAGAUAUCGAAUUAAUCAAGAGAUUGUGUAAUGGGAAUCGACACUAAUAUCUCAGGUUAUUAUCUGUUUUUAUGUUUAUCAUUAACAACCUGAAACUUGUAUCAAUUAUUUCUAUAUAAUUGGUUAAACAUUGAAAUAAAUACGAAGAUAUUUUAAUGGGAUUAUUUAUACAUAUUCUUUAGAAAUGAAAUAGUAUACACACAUUUGAUUAUUAACAAGGAAGUGUUUGAUAAAUGUAUUAUAACAAUAACUUAUUAUAAAUGUAUUUCAAUUUCAUAUUGAAUAUGUGUACUAAUAAAUGACUGAUUAAUACAAUAUCAUGUGCAAGAUUGUCUUAUAAAGGUGGAUACUUACCAAGGGCAUUCGUAUAUAGUUUAUUAACAUAAGGAAAUAUUUCUUUAGUUACUCGAACAAUACAGUGCUCACAUUUGCAGUCUUCUUCGUGCGACAUUGGAGCGUUAGUCUGUGCCAUCUCGACACAACUACAACCCAUUUGACAAAGAAUGGAUUUGCGUCAUUACAUUACAAGUUAUCAAUUAAAACACAUGUGGCCGAUCAGUCUUCUUUGUGUCUAUUUCAUCACACCUAACAUUGGAAGAAUAUUUUGCAGAUAACUUAAGAAAAUACAGGCAACUAAUUAAAAAAUAUUGAUGAUUCAUUAUAAUUUUUUUACUUUUAAUUGUGGAAUUGGGUGUUGAGUUCAUAGUUUUUUCUUUCAAAGAUUAAUACAAAAGUGCUCGAAGAGUAAUGUGAUUCUGUUAUUGUUUUAUGAUAUUUAAAGUCAUAAUAUCUAUUACAGCUUUUCAUAUUAAUACAUACAUGUGUAAUUUUUGUUCAUCAUUCAAAUAGUGGCAUUUAAUAAUCAAUUUAUUGCAAAAUAUAUUUAAAACAUUGAAAAUAAAUAAUAUAUAAUAUAAAUAAAUGAUAUUUGAAAUAAUUUGAUUAUAGUAAUUGUUGCUAGUUUUUAUUAUUUGCUUGGACCUGCCUAAAAAAAAGUUAUUCUAUUAUACAACUUUAUUUAAUUAAUAUUAUAUGAAGUAACUUCCAAAGUAGUGAAGUCUCAUGCUCAAAUAAUGUUAUAUUAUUUCUGUUACAUAUAUAUGUGGAUUAUGAAUUUUUCAGUAAUAUAUUUGUAUUGACACGACUAUUUUAUAGAAAUAAAUAGAACUUGUGCCAGAUCUCUGUUUAGGAGCCCCACUAGUUAUAUACACAGUAAUAUACUUUGUUCCGGCGUGGGCGAGUCUGUAAUACUUCCACAAUGCCAUUGGCUGUAUAGGACAUGGCACGACUGUGUUAGCUGCUUAGACUGCGUAGUAAUUCAUGAUAACAUACAUUUAGAUAUUAUUAUUUGAAUAUAAAAAGUACAAGAAAGAAUAUGAAACAAUACAAACGGGGACAAUAAUAAUUAACAGAAUAUUCAGUUGGUGAAAUUAUAUAAUAAUAAGUAGCCAUUCUUGAUCUUGCUAACACUGCAGUGAACUGUCCUGGUAGCCCUCAUUUGGCUUUUAUCCAUUAAAAUGAUGUAACCCUGGUUCAGCUUAAUAUCGAUUAUGAUUAUUCCUAUUAAAACCAUAUUUGUUUUCAGUGGGAACAUUCCUCACCCGAAAACAGUUUAGUUAAUAUUUACUUUAGACGUGUAUGAUGAAAAAAUAAUGUACAAAAUGUAUGUUUUGUGACGUGUGGUAAUGUAAUAAACUUUUUGAUCCUAAGUAA
Molecule: messenger RNA, 3644 nt
Organism: Nymphalis io (European peacock)
Lineage: Eukaryota; Metazoa; Arthropoda; Insecta; Lepidoptera; Nymphalidae
Gene: ERp44
Product: endoplasmic reticulum resident protein 44
Exons: 7
Coding region: 162-1355 (397 amino acids)
Source: RefSeq, a predicted model, not a curated record